CUGAAACGGAAGGAGAAAAGGAAACGGCGAACAAAUUAAAAUCGGAGCCAAUUAAUUAGGGAAAUCGAGUUCGGCGCUGCACACGACACGACGGCAGAAACCCUAGCUGCCGUGAAGUAGAAACUGAAAACUUCAAUCCUCCUCUGUUCAAACCCUAACCGCUGGUAAGCCUGCCAGGGAAUGGGGAGAGGAGAGAAGAGAAAGGCUAAAGUCGUCGAUGAAGAAGCUGAGGAGACGCAGAACGAGCCAAAGCUUGUGGUGGACUUGAGCGUCACCGACGACGAAGAUGACAAGGAGGCCAACGAGGAUCUGAGCCUGAAGAUCGUUGAGAAAGCUCUUUCCAAGCGCGGGACCAAGGUGGACGCCGAAGAGAUUGGCGCCGUUGAUUUGAGCAACGGUCGCAGCUCGGAUGGCGAUGCCGGUGCUGCUGUCGGUGGCAGUAACGGCGGCGAUGGCACAGCGGAGCUAUCGUCGUCUUCGUCACUGGAAACCUAUGCGAUUGUUACUGGUCCUGAUGGGGUUGUGAAGAAGAAGCUAAAGAAGAAGAAGAAGGUUAGAAGAAAGGAAGGUGGAGAGCAGCCUGUUAUCAUCAUAGAUGAAGAAGAGAAGAAGGAAUCAGUUACGGAAGGGGAUGAGAUUGGGAAGACGGAGGCAGUUGAGGAUGCAGGAGUAGUUGUAACUGUGGAUCCAGAUUCUGUGGAGAUAUCAGAUAACAUCGUCCUGAGAAAGCUUCUUCGUGGACCGAGGUACUUUGAUCCUCCAGAUACUGUCAGCUGGCCAAGUUGCUAUAACUGUGGGGAGGAAGGUCACAUGGCAGUGAACUGUUCAGCACCUAGGAAGCGGAAGCCGUGCACUAUGUGCGGGAGUUUGGAUCAUGUUGCGAAGCAAUGUAACAAGGGUGGGGAAUGCUAUAUUUGCAAAACUCGUGGACAUCGCGCAAGGAAUUGUCCUGAGAAACACAAGGGUAGCUUUCAGAGUUCCAGAAUUUGUCUCAAAUGUGGAGAAUCCGGACAUGAAAUGUUCACGUGCCGGAAAAGUUAUGACAAAGAGGAUCUUCAGGAUAUACAAUGCUACGUUUGCAAGAGCUUUGGCCAUUUAUGUUGCGUUAAUUAUGUUCACGAGGGAGAAAAUGAAGUUUCCUGCUACAGAUGCGGUGCAGUCGGUCAUAAUGGCAUUGACUGUGCAAGGGUAACUGAAGAAGCAACUAGUAUCGGUGCUGCUACUACGGCAGCAUCACCCAGUACAUGCUACAGAUGUGGCGAAGGGGGACAUUUUGCCCGUGAGUGCCCUACUCCUGGCAAGACUGGCAAGCGGAUUCUUGAUUUUUCAGCUCCUCUCAAGGAGAAGAAGAUCUCGGGGCAGAAAUCUGCUCCUCCCAACCUCGGUGGUAAAUCUCGGAAGAAGAGUAAAACAAAAUCUAUCGAAACACACUCUUCGACGCCAAAAAAGUCAAAACGCCAACCCCCAAAAUCUCUUGAAGCAAACCUUCCUCCAACACCAAAAAAGUCGAAAAAUAAAGCCCCAAAAUCUCUGGAAACACACCCUUCAACACCGAAGAAGCCGAAACAGAGAGGUGGGUGGGCUACGGAGCACCUGCAGAAUCACUCCAACUCACAUCCCCAAAGGCAUCAUCAGCAUCUUCAGAACCCACCUCCUGUUUCAAUGCAGAGAGGUGGAUGGGCUGCUGAGCAUCCGGGGGAUUACCCUCAUCACUGGAACCCUCAGAGGCAUCAUCACCACCAUCAUCAUUAUCCGGAGCCACUUCCCUCGACGCCGCCUCCAUAUAGGAACCAUAUGUUGCACACGGCGUCAUCGAGUCACUAUUCGUCAGCUCCACCAGCCCAGAGGAUGAUGUAUCAGCAGCGUCCUGGGCCUUCGAGAUUUCAGGGUGGUCCCCCGCCAUAUCAUCAUCAUCAGCCACAGCCGCAGCACAGGUAUCUGGAUGAUAGGCUUGGGAACCCCGGCGGUGAAUAUGGGCACAGCCCGGGUAGUUACGAUCAGAGAUGGCGGCAUGACAAUGGACAUGAAUGGCGGCAUGACAAUGGGCAUGAUUGGCGGCAUGACUAUGGACGUGAUUGGCGGCGGUGACAGAGAAAAGAGAGAACAAAGCUGCGAGGAACACAAUGGUAUUGUUUUCUUCUCCCAUGGCCAUCCUGGCCUUUAUGUAACCUUUGUAAUCAGUUAAGCUCGCUUUUCUUGUUUUGGCAAGGUCUAUUUAUGAAUGUGAUAUCGCGUGGAUUUCAUCUACAAGUGUCUUCUUUCAAUUUUGGUUCUUUCGUUCGUUUUCCAGUUAACAGUUGAGCAUCUUUCUUGGAUUAUCUCUUGUCCUAUACUAGCUAUUGUAUUAUGAAAUUUUGGAAUAAUUGAUUUUAAUUAUAGCGAUGGAAGUGUAUGAGGAAUGUUGCAUCCAGCAUGCUGGUAUUUCCUUUUGUACAGAGGAUCAGAAGGUUUGUAAUGCAUUCUAGGAAUCUGAGAAGACGUCUCAAAUACCUGUUAUAUCCGUUACC
Linum tenue is the source of this 2507-nucleotide messenger RNA. Lineage: Eukaryota; Viridiplantae; Streptophyta; Magnoliopsida; Malpighiales; Linaceae. The record is from the annotation of a GenBank genome assembly.